Prorocentrum cordatum is the source of this 834-nucleotide messenger RNA. Lineage: Eukaryota; Dinophyceae; Prorocentrales; Prorocentraceae. The record is from the annotation of a GenBank genome assembly.
AGCUCGGCUCGGUCCUUGUUCUGAGGCGUGGGAUCCUAUCCAAGAGUUUUUUGUCUGUGCCCUACCCGCGCGCAUCUCUCCAUGGCGGCCGCGAGCUCGUGCAAGAGAUCCAUAUCGUCGGCCCGUUGCCCUAUUGGCGACGUUCGCCAUCGCGUGCAAGAGAUCCAUGCAAUAAUGGCCGAGCACGACGACUGGGGCCACAAGCGGGUGGCAAACUCUUUGGCGGACAAGCUGAAUGUGACUAUUGAGGAUACGGACAGACAGGCUGUCCUCGUCAUCAUGAAGAAGAAGAAGCUCGAGCAGGAGGGGCAGGCUCGGUUGAACAUGCGGGACUAUACCGACACGAUCAAGAAGUUCAUGUCAGAGAACCCGGACGCUGGUAAGAGCAGCAUCGGCUCUCUAUUGGCGCAACGGUUUGACAUCAAGUUGGCCCCCGCGGACUAUGCGGUUAUCGAACGCAUCAUGCGGGAGCUGCGGGAUGGGCGCGUCGCCAAGCAUACGUUGAUCCAGGACAGCCCAUCCAAGCCGCUGUACGAAGCAUGCAAGGACAUCACGCCGCACAAGCAGACUAUCGCGGAGUUGUGGGCCGAGAACCCCGGGCACGGUUACAAGGCUAUCGGCAAGGCGUUGGAGCACAAGUGCAAAGUGCGGCUAUCCGACGCAUGUUAUGGUGCAAUCCGGCGCAUGCUGGCAAAGCCAAAAGAGCAUCCAAUACUAUAGUAGUCACGCCACUGUGCUAUCCGACGUCCCGCCACUGAAGUUGAGACGUCUGUAGAGGCAGUCUGAUUUCUUCCUUACGUACCUUACCUAUGAUUCAUUGCUGUGCUAUCCUUU